Anthostomella pinea is the source of this 615-nucleotide messenger RNA. The record is from the annotation of a GenBank genome assembly. Lineage: Eukaryota; Fungi; Ascomycota; Sordariomycetes; Xylariales; Xylariaceae.
AUGUUUACUCACCCGGCCUCACCUCUAUCUCGGCUGCCCAUCCUCGCCCUCGCAGCUCUUGCCGCGAGUCAGACCGUCGUGGUCACCGUCGGGCCCUCCAUCCCAUCCCAGGCGCCCGAGUUCGUCGACCAGGCCACCUUCACCUCGGCCAUCCUCAACAGCACCAACGUCUACCGCGCCGAGCACAACGCGUCGGACGUGAGGUGGAACCAGACGCUGCAGGACUACGCCUCAGAUUACCUGGACAGCACGUGCGACUUCAAGCACUCGGGCGGACCCUACGGCGAGAACCUGGCCAUCGGCUGCGCGAACGCCACGUCGUGCGUCGAGGCCUGGGGGGACGAGGGGGAUGAUUACAACUACCGUGACGGCAAAUUCUCCGAGAAGACUGGGCACUUCACCCAGCUGGUGUGGAAGGACACCACGGAUGUGGGCUGUGGCCAGAAGCUGUGCGGCGACGAUGGCUGGUAUCUCGUGUGCGAGUACUGGCCUAGGGGCAACGUCAUAGGCGACUUUGACCAGGAGGUUGACAAACCCGAGAAUACAGCCGUGAGCGUACGUCCGACUUGCUCUACUCUGGUUAUAAUGGCUGUUGCAUUCUGGAUUCUGUCAUGA